This is a messenger RNA of Capronia epimyces CBS 606.96, 1611 nucleotides long. RefSeq lists its product as uncharacterized. Lineage: Eukaryota; Fungi; Ascomycota; Eurotiomycetes; Chaetothyriales; Herpotrichiellaceae. The transcript has a single exon. Bases 1 to 1611 code for a protein of 536 amino acids. The record is from RefSeq and is a predicted model, not a curated record.
AUGAGCAUCGACGCUGGCGGUGUUGCUCAAAUGACCUACCAGUCUCCCUUCAACAACUCGAUUGGCGUUUCUGGCCCGGGCUAUGCUUCUCGUGGGAAAGGGUCUCACAUCAAACGUCUCAGUGUUGCCCCUCCUCCCAAAAUCUCAACCAUCGACGAGACCCAACAGGCAAAUGUCAACUCGACUCCACGUACCAGUCGCGGCCACCUUUUGGCUGGCCUUCGGACCGCUCCAAAGUCGGCCACGGUCCCUCCUGCCACCAAUGGUUUAGGUCCAGAGGGCAGCAGGUACGGCCCUUCGUACCAUGGAGCCCAGAUUCCUCAGACGGCCACUGGCAUGCACUUUGCAGGCAAUCGGAACUCGUUCAGGAACAGCUUCCAUCAGUCCUACUCCCUUCCUGAGCAUGUCCUGGCCCCUCCCGCUCUUGACUUCGUCGACGGCGCCGACACUAUGGAUCAAACCUUGUACGAUGAAUUGGUAGCAACCAACAAUUACCUUGCACAACAGCAACGAGCUCUCCAGCAGCAGUUGUUCAACGUCACUGCUGCGGCCCAGCAGUUGGGAGGACUGAAUCUCAACGCCGGGAUGGUGCACAAUACUGGACAGCAGUUCCAGUCUCCCGUCGGUUCUCCCUUGAGCCUGUACAACCAGCAGUUCCAGCAGGGCUUGCAACCAGUUGUUCAACCCGUUCCUGGCAGUCCGGGAGUCUUUGCUGUCUACAACCCUAUGACUGGCCAGUCCAACAUUGUCGUCGACAGUUCGGUUCAACAACGACAGGUUGUGUCUCCUCAUGGUCGUACCCAUUCUGUUUCGCCUCCACCCACCACCACCACGCCUGGCUAUCAGCAACAAUUCAACGAAACUUCGUACCCUCUCACUGAAACUCGCUCAAAGACCCCUCCCAAGUCGACACCGUCCCCGCAGCAAUCGGUUGAGCCCUUGCCCCCUCCCUCUGCCAAUGCUUUCCGACGAGGUCACCGCAAGAACAUCUCGUCCGUCAAUGUCAAGACCGCGGGCGAAUGGACGAGGGCAUCCGGCGUGAGAUCGGCAGGAUUUCCGCAAACUCCUGCCACGGGCACAUUCGGGCCUGGACAAGCCAGAGCGGGAGAGCAUCCUGUCAGACAGCCCAAGGGUCCCCCGCUACUUCAGGAGCUUCAGGAAAAGCCCACUGCCAAACAUGAGGGAAGCAAAAACUUUGCAACUCGACAACGCCGUCAGGCCGUUCAUGACUUGGUUCGUGCUGGUCGUGAGCGCCGCAGCGAUGGUCGUCAAUCCGGUUCCGGAGCUGGAACACCCGGCAGUGAGAAUGAAUUCAACUUUUCCGUCUCAUCCGACAAUGAUUCCAUGCUUGCUGGCAGCACCAGCCUCUCGAGCAGGCCAAGCCUUGGCAGUCUGCGAGCUGCUGCCAAUGGUGCAAUCGGCUCUGAGAUCAAGGAAAAGUCCCGGGAACGGUCAUCGGUCGACAGUGUAGGAGCCAUCAGUGCUAAGAGCCUGAGCAGUGACGAAGGCAAUUCUCUGGGAGGAGCAUUUGUUGAAGUCGAGCCAGCAAGACGCAACACCCCACGCCUGGUUCUCAGCAGUGCCGAGAAGCGCAAGAGCUUCAUUAUGUGA